UAGGCUGAGGGGUUCGAGAUAGGGGCAUGAUAAAAGCGGAAUUUAGGGGAUCUGGAGCACGGCCGGGCUCGGGCUGGGACCUAGUGGAUCCAGGCCCGGAGCCUUCGGGGUUCAGGGUUGGGGCUUAAAGCACUCUGGAGUCGGCACCGUGCCUGGGGAGCGGGGUUAGGACUGCGGCGAGGCUGGGAGCCGGUCAGAGUGUAGUAUCUCAAGAGUGGGGUUGGAGGGCUGAGCCUCAAGUCGAUCUCGCGCGGAGCUCGUGAGGGCGGAUCCGGGGAGGUGGAGCUUGGACUAGGGAAAGGGGCGGUCCUUGGGGGGGGCGCUGGAGUCCAGGGGCGGUAACACACUACUUCCGAGGCUCGGUCUAGAGAGGCAGAAAGAGAAACGAAGGGACCCUUCGGCGCGGGAUUCUGGGCGAAGUUUAGGUUAUGAGGCCCCAGAAGUUGCGAGGUAGUGGGCGGAGCUGGAGGCUGAGCAGGGUUGCUAGGGGGCGGGGCCAGAAAGGUGGCUAGUCCCGUGCUGGUCACCCCUCCCUUCCGCCAAUCCGGACGCCCCGCCCCGACACUUAUUUGUUCAUCCAGGAGUCUGGGAACCAAGCUUAUCUGACGGCCCUAAACUCACAGCCUAAAGAUGAAGGCUGACUCGACCUCGAGGACACAAAGACCCACACAGCCUUAGACUCCCACGUCGCACAUAUGUUGACACACCGGCCCUCACAGACACUGUCACACACAGAGAUAGAAACAGCUCUACACACAGGCACAGCACCGUGCCCCGUACUCGCAGGCUCUAAGCAGUGGGAUGAGGGUCCCAGCCCGUGGAGUUCAAGCCUCUCCUGCAACACCGCAGAUAAUAUCCGUUCUGUGUAAGAGCCAGAGGGACCUAGAAAGGGGAAACUGAGGCCAGAGCGAAACUGUACCCUGCUGGAGUCAAAUGGGGAGGCCAUCUAAGCCAGGACAGCCUCCCAGGCUCCUCCCCUGCCUGCGGAGCUGGGCUUCCGGGCUCAGGGCCUCCGCCUGUGCCCCCACAGACGUGGUGGUGCUGGAGGUGAGCAGCUCCCUGGCGCAGCCCUCGCUCUUCUACCACCUUGGUGUGCGGGAGAGCUUCAGCAUGACCAACAACGUGCUGCUCUGCUCCCAGGCUGACCUCCCGGACCUGCAGGCCCUUCGGGAGGAUGUUUUCCAGAAGAACUCGGAUUGUGUCGGCAGCUACACGCUGAUUCCCUAUGUGGUGACAGCCGCAGGCCGAGUGCUGUGCGGUGAUGCGGGCCUCCUGAGGGGACUGGCUGAUGGGCUGGUCCAGGCCGGGGUGGGCACCGAGGCCCUGCUUACGCCCCUCGUGGGCCGGCUGGUCCGGCUGCUGGAGACCACGCCUACCGACUCUUGUGGCUACUUCCGGGAAACCAUCCGGCAGGACAUCCGGAGGGCCCGGGAGCGCUUCUGCGGGGAGCAGCUGCGGCAGGAGCUGGCUCGCUUGCAGCGGAGGCUGGACAGCGUGGAGCUGCUGAGCCCCGACAUCGUCAUGAACCUGCUGCUCUCCUACCGCGACGUGCAGGACUACUCGGCCAUCAUUGAGCUGGUAGAGACCCUGAAGGCCUUGCCUACCUGCGAUGUGGCCGAGCAGCACAACGUCUGCUUCCACUAUACGUUUGCCCUAAACCGGAGGAACAGGCCUGGGGACCGGGAGAAAGCAUUGGCCGUGCUGCUGCCGCUGGUCCAGAGCGAGGGCUCCGUGGUGCCUGACCUCUGCUGCAUGUGCGGCCGUGUCUACAAGGACAUGUUCUUCAGCUCUGGCUUCCAGGAUGCUGGGUACCGGGAGCAGGCCUACCACUGGUAUCGAAAGGCUUUUGACGUAGAGCCCAGCCUCCACUCGGGCAUCAAUGCGGCUGUGCUGCUCAUCGCUGCAGGCCAGCGCUUCGAGGACUCUGAGGAGCUCCAGCUCAUAGGCAUGAAGCUGGGCUGCCUGCUGGCCCGAAAAGGCUCUGUGGAGAAGAUGCAGUAUUACUGGGAUGUAGGCUUCUACCUGGGAGCUCAGAUCCUCGCCAAUGACCUUGCCCAGGUGGCGCUGGCCGCAGAGCAGCUCUACAAGCUCGAUGCUCCCAUAUGGUACCUGGUGUCCAUGAUGGAAACCUUCCUGCUGUACCAGCACUUCAGACCUACGCUGGAGCUUCCUGAAGGACCCCCGCACCGUGCCCACUUCUGGCUCCACUUCUUGCUGCAGUCCUGUCAGCCACUCAAGACGGCUUGUCCCCAAGGGGACCAGUGCUUGGUGCUGGUCUUGGAGAUGAACAAGGUGCUGCUGCCUGCCAGGCUGGAGAUUCAGGGUACCGACCCAGUGAGCGCAGUGACCCUGAGCCUGCUGGAGCCCGAACCCCAGGACGUUCCCUCCAGCUGGACUUUCCCAGUGGCUUCCAUCUGCGGGGUCAGCUCCUCCAAGCGGGAUGAGCGCUGCUGCUUCCUCUACGCGCUGCCCCCUGCGCAGGAUGUGCAGCUCUGCUUUCCCAGCGUGGGGCACUGCCAGUGGUUCUGCGGCCUGAUCCAAGCCUUGGUGACAAAUCCGGAUUCCACAACGCCCGCGGAAGAGGCAGAGGGUGUGGGGGAGGUGCUGGAGUUUGAUUAUGAGUACACGGAGACGGGUGAGCGACUGGUGCUGGGCAAGGGCACCUACGGGGUGGUGUACGCCGGCCGCGAGCGGCACACGCGGGUGCGCAUAGCCAUUAAGGAGAUCCCGGAGCGGGACAGCAGGUUCUCUCAGCCCCUGCAUGAAGAGAUUGCUCUGCACAAGCGCCUUCGCCACAAGAACAUCGUGCGCUACCUGGGCUCCACCAGCCAGGACGGCUACCUCAAGAUCUUUAUGGAGGAAGUGCCUGGAGGCAGCCUGUCCUCCUUGCUGCGGUCGGUGUGGGGCCCCCUGCAGGACAAUGAGAGCACCAUCAGUUUCUACACCCGCCAGACCCUGCAGGGCCUCAGCUACCUGCAUGACAACCACAUAGUGCAUCGAGACAUCAAGGGGGACAAUGUGCUGAUCAACACCUUCAGUGGGCUGCUCAAGAUUUCUGACUUUGGCACCUCCAAGAGGCUGGCGGGCAUCACACCUUGCACUGAGACCUUCACAGGGACCCUCCAGUAUAUGGCACCAGAAAUCAUUGACCAGGGCCCACGAGGGUAUGGGAAGGCAGCUGACAUCUGGUCACUGGGCUGCACUGUUAUCGAGAUGGCAACAGGCCGCCCCCCCUUCCAUGAGCUAGGGAGCCCACAGGCGGCCAUGUUUAAGGUGGGCAUGUACAAGGUGCAUCCGCCAAUGCCCACUUCUCUGUCAGCGGAGGCCCAAGCCUUUCUUCUCCGAACGUUUGAGCCAGACCCCCGCCUCCGAGCCAGUGCUCAAGCACUGCUGGGGGACCCCUUCCUGCAGCCGGGGAGGAGGAGCCGCAGCCCCGGCUCCCCAAGACAUGCACUGCGGCCCUCAGAUGCCCCUUCAGCCAGCCCCACUCCUUCAGCUGACCCGACCACCCAGCCCCAGACAUUCCCACGCCCUCAGGCACCCUUUCAGCACCCACCCAGUCCCCCGAAGCGCUGCCUCAGUUAUGGAGACACCAGCCAGCUCCGGGUGCCUGAGGAACCGGGGGCCGAGGAGCCCACGUCCCCUGAGGAGAGUUCUGGGCUGAGCCUGCUGCACCAAGAGAGCAAGCGCAGGGCCAUGCUGGCCGCGGUGCUGGAGCAGGAGCUGCCCUCGCUGGCGGAGAGUCUGGGCCUGAAGCAGGAACAGGGGCCCCGGCUGGGCAGGAAUCAUGUGGAACAGCUACUGCGCUGCCUCGGGGCGCACAUCCACACUCCCAACCGCCGGCAGCUGGCCCAGGAGCUGCGGGCGCUGCAAGGGCAGCUGCGGGACCAAGGCCUCCGCCCUGCACUUCUGCACGGACCGCUCUUCGCCUUCCCGGACGCGGUGAAGCAGAUCCUCCGCUGGCGCCAGAUCCGCCCACACUGGAUGUUCGUGCUGGACUCGCUGCUCAGCCGAGCGGUGCGGGUAGCCCUCGCCGUGUUGGGCCCAGAAGAGGAGACAGAGGAGGUCCCACCGAGGUCAGAGGAGGAACCCCAGUCCAAGCAGCAGGAGACCAUCAGCCGGCUCCCGGGGGAACCAGAGAAGGCCCCCCCAACCCCAGUGGUGCGGCUGGGCCUCUUGCGAGCAGAGACUGACAGGCUCCGAGAGGUCCUGGCCGAGAAGGAGCGGGAGUGCCAGGCCCUGGUGCAGCAAGCUCUGGAGCGGGUACACAGGGAGACAGGGACCUGCACCCUGGCCCCAGAGCCCCCUGCUGCUCUCACGGUGGACCAGGGCUUGGUGCAGUGGCUACAGGGACUGAAUGUGGAUUCAGGCACUAUCCAGAUGCUGCUGAACCACAGCUUCACCCUCCAUAUCCUGCUGACCUGUGCCACUCGAGAUGACCUCAUCUAUACACGCAUCAGGGGAGGAAUGGUGUGCCGUAUCUGGAGAGCCAUCUUGGCCCAGCGAGCAGGAUCUAUGCCAGUCACCCCUGGCCAACAGGAGGCUGAAUGAGAGCUCAGAGAUAGAAGGCAGGACCCAAGGAUGGCUGCAUGGAGAAGACACAAGCAGCUUCUGAUACACCUCACCUACCCCAGGACUCAGGGCCAACAGGAGAAGGCCAGGCGGGUGGGGGCAGGGUAGGGCCCAGACCUAGCGAUAUUGGGGGGGGAUCAACCAUAGAGAUACCCGCAAGCCGAUCAAGUAUGGCCAGGCAGACUAUUAAACAGAAUACAUUUGUA
Mustela lutreola (European mink) is the source of this 4778-nucleotide messenger RNA. RefSeq names its product mitogen-activated protein kinase kinase kinase 6 (gene MAP3K6). Lineage: Eukaryota; Metazoa; Chordata; Mammalia; Carnivora; Mustelidae. The transcript has 28 exons. Gene Ontology annotation, biological process: protein phosphorylation; MAPK cascade; cellular response to stress. The record is from RefSeq and is a predicted model, not a curated record. Gene Ontology annotation, molecular function: MAP kinase kinase kinase activity; ATP binding. Bases 934 to 4551 code for a protein of 1205 amino acids.